Messenger RNA from Adineta steineri, 504 nucleotides. NCBI's taxonomy places the organism in Eukaryota, Metazoa, Rotifera, Eurotatoria, Adinetida, Adinetidae. The record is from the annotation of a GenBank genome assembly.
AUGCGUGUUUCUUUGGAUGUUAAUGGAACCGAAGGUUCAUGGUUUCAAAUUGAACCUUAUUAUAAAUUACGUGCAAAAGGAGAACGUGUUGUUGUUGGUGAUAAAGUUGUAUUGAUGCCAUAUAGUGGUGGGCAACCAUUACAUGUCAGUGAAUUGGAAUUACCUGAUCAUCCGGGAUCAAAAGAAGUAUGUACGAGUUAUUGUUUUUUUUCUAUAUAUGAGAAAUGAACGAGAGAGAAAAAAAAAUAUUCUCUUCUAGUGUUGCAGUCUUAUUAAACUUAAUACGGUAUCAAAUGUACCGUUAUACAAAAAUAAAAAUUAAUUUUUUCCUUCCAUUUGCAGUGAAUAUUUAGUAUGCAUGUGUAUGUGAUUGAUUUGUCUAUUAUUUAGAUCAAUUGUUAUUCGUUUAAUAUCGUAUGUUUGAUGUGUACCCAUAGCUUUAUUAUUUUGACAAGAAUUUUAUUGUUUUAAUAUGCAUAAAAAUACAGUGCUUUUCUUUUGCUU